AUGCUGGCUCAGUCUUCGAAAUUUCCGUCUCUGCGGUUGCCAUGGUUGCUGCCGGUGUUGUGUGAUCAGUUAAUUAAACGCGACGGCCUAGCAACCGAAGGUAUCUUCCGUGUACCAGGAGACAGCGAGCAUGUGGGCAGGCUCAAGUGCAUGAUCGACGAACACCACUACGAUGAGAAAGUGAACGAUCCAAACAUUCCAGCAUCGCUACUGAAAAUGUGGUUCAGAGAGCUACUGGAACCGUUGGUGCCUGAUGAACUAUAUGAUGUGUGCCUGGACUUUUGCGACGACGAGGCACGAUGCAUAGACAUAGUGGAUGAAUUGCCGGACGAGAACAGACACGUACUCAAGUAUAUAAUCAACUUUUUACAG
This is a messenger RNA of Sphaeroforma arctica JP610, 372 nucleotides long. RefSeq lists its product as hypothetical. Gene Ontology annotation, molecular function: GTPase activator activity. The annotation marks the transcript as partial. The transcript has 2 exons. Gene Ontology annotation, biological process: signal transduction. Gene Ontology annotation, cellular component: cytoplasm. NCBI's taxonomy places the organism in Eukaryota, Ichthyosporea, Ichthyophonida. The record is from RefSeq and is a predicted model, not a curated record.